Messenger RNA from Scophthalmus maximus (turbot), 2374 nucleotides. Its product is annotated as tetratricopeptide repeat protein 39B-like. The transcript is spliced from 18 exons. The record is from RefSeq and is a predicted model, not a curated record. Lineage: Eukaryota; Metazoa; Chordata; Actinopteri; Pleuronectiformes; Scophthalmidae. Bases 92 to 1837 code for a protein of 581 amino acids. Gene Ontology annotation, molecular function: protein binding.
GCUCCUGUCACCAUUUUGUCGGCGAGGGAGUGGAGCACCUUAUUUAUUUGUAUUUUUUGGUAAACUCCAAUCGCCCAAGCUCCACAUCGAAAUGGAGACGAAGGAGAAUUCCCUGACGCAGCUGGACAUAAUCCAUGAGGAUGCGAUAUCCCCUAAGAUGGAUCUAGAGACUGCAUUGAAAGAAUGCUCCGCCGCCCUCGACCUUUUCCUGAACAACAGGUUUGCCGAUGCACUGGCUGUUUUAAAACCCUGGAAGAGCCAGAGCAUGUAUCACGCAAUGGGCUACAGCAGCAUCUUGGUGAUGCAGGCAGGCAUGACCUUUGAACAUACGGACAUGGAUGCUGCCAUGACAUCCCUGAGAGAAUCCCUGCAGACAUGCCAGAGGUUUCGGAAAAAAACUGGUAUAGUGGAGACUCUGACCAGCCUGUGGUACAGGCAGCCAGCUGACAAUAUGACGGAGGAAGAGGUGCAUGCGGAGCUGUGCUAUGCCGAGGUUCUGCUCCAGAAGGCAGCGCUCACGUUCCUGGAUGAGAGUAUAAUCGGCUUCAUCAAAGGAGGGAUGAGAAUACGAAACAGUUAUCAGAUUUACAAGGAAUGCCAGGCCAUGGCAGUUGUCAUGAAAGACAUGGGAAAACUCAAGAGUACGCACAGUCAUUUUAGAGGCGGUGUCAACAUGGGCAUUGGAUCGUUUAAUCUGAUGCUGUCUCUGCUUCCAUCCAGAGUCCUCCGACUCAUGGAGUUUUUGGGCUUCUCAGGAGACAGGGAGUUGGGGUUGUCAGAGUUGAGAGAGGGAGCAGCCAGCAACAGCCUGCGCUCCAUCCUCAGCACCCUGACUCUGCUGAUGUUUCAUCUCUAUAUCACGGUGAUACUCGGUACUGGAGAAGGAGACCUUGUCGAGUCCGAAGCUUUACUUGAACCCUACGUUGAGAAGUUCCCUAAUGGAGCCCUCAUUGUUUUCUACACCGCAAGAAUUGCUUUGCUCAAAGGAAACUUCACAUGUGCCCAGGAGAAGUUCCUGGCGUGCAUCGCAGCACAGGAGGAGUGGCAUCAGAUUCACCACCUCUGCUACUGGGAGCUGAUGUGGGCCUACUCCUUUGAGCAAAACUGGAGGGAGGCUUAUCAAUAUGCCGACCUUCUCUGCAAGGAGAGCAAGUGGUCCCAGGCUAUUUAUGUUUAUCAGAAAGCCGCCAUCUUGAGCAUGCUCCCGGAGGAAGAAGUGACUAAACUGGGAGAAGACGUGGUCGAGUUAUUCAGGCAGGUGGAGGGUCUCCGUUUGAGAAUUGCUGGGAAAUCUAUUCCAACGGAGAAGUUUGCAGCGAGGAAGGCCCAGCGAUACUCUUCCUCUAGCCCCGUGAAAUUGGUCGUUCCUGCGUUGGAAAUGAUGUAUGUGUGGAAUGGCUUCACAGUAGUUGGGAAAAGGCCUGAGGUGACCGAAGCCAUCUUGACCACCUUGGAAAAAGCAGAGCAGCAGCUUAAAGAUGAUCCAAACCCAUCAGAGUAUCACACGGAUGACGAGUGUGUCGUCCAGCUGCUGAAGGGCUUGUGUCUAAGACAUUUGGGUCGUCUGGUCCAGGCUGAGCUGUGCUUCAACCACGUCAUUUCCAGUGAAAAUGUUAUCAAGCAUGAAAACUAUCUGGUGCCAUUUACCAUGUACGAGCUGGGCCUGUUGCACAAGCAGAAAGGUGACUUCAAGACGGCCGUCACAGUGAUUGAAAAUGCCAAGCUGAACUACAAAGACUACAGCAUGGAGUCUAGGCUACAUUUCCGCAUCCAUGCAUCACUCAACACGAUGGGCUCCUUUUCGGCCAAACUUCCCCCUUCGCGUACACCAGCUUAAAGACCCCGUGGCAGGAAACUCAACAAAAAAAAAGAAAGAUAUAAUAUAUAAAAAUACUACUCUCUAUGCCACCUUGAGCUCUGUGACUGCAUUUCAAAUCCUCUGGAUGGGCCUCCUGCUUUAAUCCCCCACCCCCUUCACUUUGUCGGCACAGAAGUGCAAAGCUCUGAGGCACAGCCCUCCAGACAGGGCAACUUCUAAACCUUGUUUAAAAUGUACAAAACUGGUCUGAAAUUACAUCUAGGGCAGCGAGUAGCCUCUGACCUUCUUUAUUUACUUUGUUAUUUUUGUUGAAAUACACUACACCUUGCUUGUCUGCACUUCAAUAAUGGGAUAUUGAGAACAUUUCACUUGCCCUGCUUGUUAAUGUCAAAUCAAAGCAUGCUUGAUUGUUCAUAUUUUUUUUUUUAUAUACCAUCAUGUUUACAGCGAACAAUCUUUAAUGAGGUCUCUACCUCAAUGUAUUUCUGUGUUCAAACAAAGUUUGAAUGAAUCUUGUAAAAAGAAAUAAAAGUUUGUCUGUUCUUCUUCAUGCCA